Messenger RNA from Mycena indigotica, 681 nucleotides. RefSeq lists its product as uncharacterized. The transcript has 6 exons. The coding region runs from base 1 to 681 and encodes 226 amino acids. NCBI's taxonomy places the organism in Eukaryota, Fungi, Basidiomycota, Agaricomycetes, Agaricales, Mycenaceae. The record is from RefSeq and is a predicted model, not a curated record.
AUGUUUGCACUUGUCGCUUUGCUCCUCCUCCCUUCCGUCUUGGCCACAAACCACACUUUGUCCCGUCGUUACAGCAAUAUUCGGAUGACAAACUACUUCGCUGGUGAAGACCAAGGCGCGUGCGGUGCCUGGCAUCAAGACAGCGAAUUUGUCGUUGCGCUCUCACACCAAAACUUCAAUAACGGACAAUACUGCAAUAAGCAAGUUACCAUCUCUUACAACGGCAAAACUGGCACCGGUAUCAUCGUUGACGAGUGCAUGGGUUGCCCAGAGUGGGGCCUCGACUUGUCGCAGAGCUUCUUCGGUCAUUUCGUUGGUGGCCAGCAAAACAACAACCUUGUCGGCGUUAUUCAAGCGGAAUGGUCGUUCGGCGGAUCUGCCGGUAACAACGGUGACAACGGCGACAACGGCGCUAAAAAGACCACAACGACGACCAAGCCCACGCCCAAGCCGACCACUACCUCGACAACCCAUACCCCGCCAACGACGACAAGCACGACUCCAAAGCCUUCGUCGUCUACCAGCCCAGUCCAUUCCGAAUCCCCUUCGAAGUCCGCAGCACAUUCAGCCAGUCCGAGCGCAAGCCCGUCUACACCGGCUGGUCCACAGAAUUUGGAUGCUUUCACGGGGUCUUUGGUUAACCUGCUUGGGCUCGUCGUUCAGGCAGGCCAUGCCGCUUAG